This is a messenger RNA of Adineta ricciae, 993 nucleotides long. Lineage: Eukaryota; Metazoa; Rotifera; Eurotatoria; Adinetida; Adinetidae. The record is from the annotation of a GenBank genome assembly.
AUGAAUACGAUUCUACCAAUCGGACCAGGUGUGUGGGAACUUCGUGAUCAUCCGGGUGCUAAGCGCUCUCCAACGGUUCGUACAGUCAGUUUAGUAAAAGCAAUUCCAUCAGCUACACAUAUGGCACUUGUCGAAUUAGCUCGACGAAAUCUUCUUCACUUUGUUGUUUCUCAAAACAUCGACGGGAUUCAUCUAAGAUCUGGUUUGCCAUCGUCAUUGAUAUCCGAGGUUCAUGGUAAUUCCAAUUUGGAAAUAUGCAAGAACUGUCACACGAAGUAUUUUCGUGAUUUUCAAACACGAACGGCCAUCAAAGAUCACGAUCAUCAGACCACUCGUAAAUGUACCAACUGUAGUUCGACACUAUACGAUUCGAUCAUCAACUUUGGCGAGAGUAUUUCACCACAAGAAUUCGACGCAAGUUUUGAACAUGCAGAAAAAGCCGAUGUAUGCCUCGUAUUAGGCUCUUCAAUACUCGUUCCACCAGCAGCGUAUGUUCCGCAAAGAGUUAGUGAACGUGGUGGUAAAUUAGCUAUCGGCAAUUUACAAUUGACUUCAUCAGCUUCAUUAGCUCAACUCAAUAUUCACGCCUUAUGCGACGAUCUUAUGCGAGGAUUGAUGGCUAAAUUAGACAUUCCCAUACCCGACUGGGAGCUUCAUCGACGAGUACGUGUUAUCAUUCAAAAACAAAGAAUUAAGAUUAUGGGUCUCGAUGUUGAUCAAGACAUUUCAUAUACACUUUUUUCGGGAGUGAGAAUACGAGUUCGACAAGGAACUUUAUCGAAAUACGAAUCUAAACAGCUAACAGGUCGAGAAUCUAUCGAACAUAAAAUACCGCUCAAUGAUAGUAUUGGCAACAUGGACGUUUACAUUGAAUUGCAUUGGCAAGGCAAUUACAAUGAACCGAUGUAUACGCUUCGAACGCGAUUAACAGAUUCGAUAAAAGACGUACACCUUUUUUAUAAUCCAAAAUUGCGUGUCUGGCGGGAGCAAUAA